AUGUUCGAGGCGCUGGCUCCGACGGCUGGCGGCUCCCUCAGAGACCGACGGGCUCGCUGCCGGGGCCCGGGGGUGUCCUCCGGCGCGCCCCUCGCCCGCUCCCUCCUCCGCAAGGGCACCUCGGCUCCGACGGGGAGAUACAACUCUCAGUUCCCAGUUGACAUAAAAGCAAGUCUAUGGUUUGAGGACAAAGGGUCCAUCUGCCCCAGCGUCUUGUUUCUCGUAAUGGCAAACAGCAGCUGCUUGGGGAAGAGUUUUGAAGCCGUUACCCUUCGUCCCGUCACUACAUGCCCUUGUAAAAUGUCCCUCUCCAUCCUUUCUAUAGGCCCCCCUCCAAGCCUAGAAGAUGUUGUAGCAAUAAUGAUUCCUGAACCCAAAGGAAAAGAGAUAGUGAGCCUCCUGGAGAGGAACAUUACUGUGAUGAUGUACAUAACGAUUGGGACACGCAACUUGCAGAAGUACGUCAGCCGGACCUCUGUGGUGUUCGUCUCCAUCUCCUUCAUUGUGCUGAUGAUCAUCUCGCUGGCGUGGCUGGUCUUCUAUUACAUCCAGCGAUUCCGCUACGCAAAUGCCAGAGACAGAAAUCAGCGCCGGCUUGGAGAUGCUGCAAAGAAAGCAAUCAGCAAGCUGCAAGUCAGAACAAUCAGGAAAGGUGAUAAGGAGACUGAGCCAGACUUUGAUAACUGUGCUGUUUGUAUUGAAGGCUACAAGCCCAAUGAUGUUGUCAGAAUUUUGCCUUGCAGGCAUCUUUUCCACAAGUCCUGUGUAGACCCCUGGCUCCUAGACCAUCGUACCUGCCCGAUGUGUAAAAUGAAUAUUCUAAAAGCUCUGGGGAUCCCGCCAAAUGCAGAUUGCAUGGAUGAUAUACCUCCAGAUUUGGAAGCGUCCAUAGGAGGACCACCAACCAACCAGAUAACGGGAGCCAGCGACAUAACAGUGAACGAGAGCUCCGUAGCCCUGGAUCCCCCGGUGCGGACUGUGGGAGUACUACAGGUCAUCCAAGACGUAGACUCCUUCCCCCAGGUUGGGGAGGGUAACUUCACUACAAGCAAUGAACAGGAGCCGGCGGUCAGCAGUGAUUCAGAUAUUUCAUUGAUAAUGGCAAUGGAGGUUGGACUGUCCGAUGUGGAGCUUUCCACUGAUCAAGACUGCGAAGAGGUGAAGUCUUGAGAAGUAAACAGAGAUCCAACACUAAACUACAGGGGAGGGUCACAGGGAGGGACCGAGUCAGCUUUCCUAGGAUUUGGACCAGUCAUGCACAUGCCUCCAGAGCACUGUCACUCCUGCACACUCCAUUCUGAGAUGGUCACAAAAAGCAAUAGCAACAGUUGUGUCUGCCUGGAUGCGGUUUCAUCAUCUACAUACGUUCAUUUUGUUGACGUGGGAGAUGAACGCUUCCAGUUUAUCCACCUGCUUGAGAGCAGUCAUGUAACUCUUCAGUGGCUCAUCAAUACACAACUGAAAUGACA
This is a messenger RNA of Opisthocomus hoazin, 1469 nucleotides long. The record is from RefSeq and is a predicted model, not a curated record. Lineage: Eukaryota; Metazoa; Chordata; Aves; Opisthocomiformes; Opisthocomidae.